Molecule: messenger RNA, 4817 nt
Organism: Sardina pilchardus (European sardine)
Lineage: Eukaryota; Metazoa; Chordata; Actinopteri; Clupeiformes; Clupeidae
Product: zinc finger FYVE domain-containing protein 9-like
Exons: 15
Coding region: 597-3248 (883 amino acids)
Biological process (GO): endosomal transport; liver development
Cellular component (GO): early endosome membrane
Molecular function (GO): metal ion binding
Source: RefSeq, a predicted model, not a curated record
AACAUAAAUAGUAUCAUCCCAUCAAAAAUGUAUUGCUGUAGAAUGACCUAACAUUUGUAUCAGUCUUAAUCCCAGUUGUGUUUUUGAUUUUGUUUUGCUAUGUUUUUGCACAGAUGAGAAGGACAACUCGACUUGGCGCACCUAGAUCCUGGCCCUGCCGCCCCAUUUUCCUACCCUUUCAUCUUAAAGCCCUAUCCGGCUGAUUAUUCUGUUUCACUGGUUUAUGGUCCUCUCCCCCUAACUGAUGUGGCCUCCUUUGGAUAACUUCAGGAUCAGCAGUAUUGCAGUCUGACGUCUGUAAUGAAGAUAAUAUUUACAGUCCUAUACUAUGUCAACUCUACACUGGCAUUCAUGAAUGGCUACUUUUUUAGUGAAAGAAAUGCAUCUGACAAUCUUGCUCUUGAGACACAUGAAGGAUCUCACUCAGAGAGUCACAGUUUUCCUUUGAAGGCAGUUAAUGAAUGAGAAGUGGAAUGUGCUGACAUUAAGGAAUAAGGCUCCACCUACAGACAUGACUUCUGAAAAAAUAUAGAAUUAAGAUUACUAGUGAUGAGUGUUGUGGAUUAGGGGAUACGUUCUUCUAGGAAUCCAAAAUAAUGGAUGAUUAUGAUAUGACCACAACCGAAUCUGAAGAUGAUUAUGGGCCUGGAAACAAGGUGAUUGCAGGGGAUAGGAUUUGCUCUGGUACUAUGGGAGAAAGGCAAAAGAAGGAGAACGAGACACUGAAAGAAAGCGAUCAGUGUGAAAAUGAGUCUAUCUCUGUUGCCACAAUAAUCUCUCCUGGCUGCUGCAGAAACGGACAAAUUACGUUAUUUCCUCAGACUCUGGGUCCAUCUAAGGAGGGGUCUGUGAUAGAGGAGAAGGAGGUGGAGGAUGGUAAACAGGAUGAGGCCACAGCAGAAGGAAAGAAGCUUACUUGUAGCAAUUUGCAGCUACUCUGUGUGCCUUAUGGGGGUGCAAGGCCCAAAGAGCCACUCAGCCUGCAAAUAUCUCAGCCCAUAUUUGAACAGGUUCAAAAUGAGAUUUCUACUGACAAAACGGAGAGUCUUGAUGAUCAAAAUCUAGCCAAUUGUGGGGCUGAGCUACCUUUACCGUAUAGAAUAAAAGGCCUGGGUGACUUUGGUGUUGUCAGACUGAAUGAUGAAAACCGCAAUCCCUCUCCAAGGCUUUUUGUGCCAUUUGAGAGUCCAGAUUAUAAUUUCAAAGCUGGACAGCAGGAGGCUGUCUCCAGGAAGUCCCUUGGAGAUGUGGCACCAGUAUGGGUGCCUGAUUCAAAGGCUCCAAUCUGUAUGAAGUGUGAGAUCAAGUUCACGUUCACCAAAAGGAGGCACCACUGCCGAGCCUGUGGCAAGGUAUUCUGUGCAGCUUGCUGCAGUCUGAAAAGUAAACUGAUGUACAUGGACAGGAGAGAAGCAAGAGUUUGCAUUACCUGUUACUCUACUCUGAUGAAUUCACAAUCUUGGGAGAAUACCAUAAACUAUCCCAGCCCCAGCAAUGCUACGGAGUCCUGCUCAGACACCCCUCGUCUCCAGCAGACAGCAACUGAGCAGACAUCUGGCACUCAGACUUUGGCAACUCAACAUUUCUCAAGUAGAACCCAUGAAGUAGUUCAAGGGCACAGGCAUGUUGGUUCAUUGGGAAGAUCCAUUAGUCUGAUUCCUGCCGAUGGACUCCCACCCAUUCUAAUCUCUACUGGCAUCAAACAAGACUAUAAUGUGGUGGAGAAACCUUCUGAAAUGGUACUCAUGCAGCAGCUGGAGGAGAGUGGGCUUGACCCCCUGGUUUUCAUCCUAAAUGCUAACUUGCUGACUAUGGUCAAACUGGUCAACUAUUUGAACAGGAAAUGUUGGUGUGCCAUAACAAAGGGCAUGCAUGCUGUGGGCCAGCCAGAAGUGGUAAUAUUGCUUCAGUGCCUACCAGAUGAGAAGACCAUUCCGAAGGACAUCUUUAGCCACUUUGUGCAGCUCUAUCGGGAGGCACUUUCAGGUAAUGUGUUGAGACACCUGGGCCACUCGUUCGUCACACAGAGCUUCCUAGGGAGUAAGGAGCAUGGAGGUUUUCUCUACAUAAACCCAACUUUCCAGACCUUACAGGACCUGCUCUUACCCAGUUCACCAUACCUCUUUGGAAUAUUGAUCCAGAAAUGGGAGACACCUUGGGCCAAAAUCUUCCCUAUCCGUCUAAUGCUUCGGUUAGGUGCAGAAUACAAAGUUUAUCCUUGUCCAUUGUUCAGUGUGAGGUUCAGAAAACCAGUUUUUGGUGAGACCGGUCACACCAUCAUGAACUUGCUAGCGGAUUUCCGUAACUAUCAGUACACACUGCCCAUGGUUACAGGCUUGGUUGUUGAUGUGGAGGCAAGGAAGACCUAUAUUAAGAUUCCAAAGAAUCGCUACAAUGACCUGAUGAAAGCCUUGAAUAAAUCUAAUGAACAUGUACUGGCCGUGGGUGCUUGCUUCAAUGAGCAGGCAGACUCUCACCUUGUCUGCAUUCAGAACGAUGAUGGCAACUACCAGACUCAGGCCAUCAGCAUUAAUCAUCAGACACACAAAGUGACUGGUGCAUGCUUCUUUGUCUUCAGUGGCGCCCUGAAGGCUUCUUCUGGAUACUCAGCCAAGACCAGCAUAGUUGAAGACGGAGUUAUGGUGCAGAUCACCACAGAGACUAUGGAAGAGCUACGACAGGCCUUGAAAGACAUGAAGGACUACAGUAUACCCUGCGGCAAGAUUGAACUGGAUGAAAACCAGAAGCAUGUUCAUAUUCAUUGGACAGAAGAUGAUCAAAACUUCAACAGCGGCAUCAUCAGUCCCAUUGAUGGAAAGUCCAUGGAAUCCAUCAAUUGCAUGAAUAUUUUCCAUGGUGCUGAGUACAAAGCCAACGGGAAAGUCAUUCGCUGGACAGAGGUGUUCUUCUUGCAGAAUCAAGACCAGUCCUAUAUCCUCAGUGACCCGGCUGAACAUAGUCGUCUUACAGAGAGUGUUGCACGAGCCUUCUGCAUGGGUCUAUGCCCACAUCUGAAAAUGCUGAAGGAAGGUGGCAUGGACAAAUUGGGCUUACGUGUCACAGUAGACUCAGAUCAGGUGGGGUACUUGGUUGGAAGUAAUGGACAACCAUUAUUGUCGCAAUACCAAGCGAUACUGAACGAUCUGGACUCUGUUCUGAUACCGGUGAUCCAUAGUAGUGUCUGCCAGCUGAACGAAGGCCCAGUAGUGAUGGAACUUAUCUUCUACAUCCUCGAUAUUAUCUUUUAAUCAGCAACAAUGACAAAAAACUAACAGACAUCUUGGGACCAUUUCUAUAUUUGUUGAAUCAACGUCCACAGCUUCAAACGUGGGUCUCUUACAUGUGCUGAAAAUGGAUCAACAGUCAAUUUUCUUUCUGAUUAGAGGAAGAAAACACUUCAUUGUCUUGGAGAGACAUUUGGAGAGAUUAUGCUUUCUCUCUAUAUGAGUAUGGAUUGAAGAGAAAAAAAGAUGCAAAGACAAUUGUUUGCUCUUUCCUUUCCAUUUGAUUCAACAGUGCCCAAGCUUGUUUUUCCUUCUUCUUUUUUAUUCCUUUCAUCAUUACUUAAUAACAUGCCCCCUGCUAAGCUUUAUAAAAAAUGGGGCUUAUUUUAACAUGUGGGUUUUGUAGUUCAAUAAAUUAUAUUCACUGUCUAAAUUGUGUAUUGGAGAACUGCACAUCCUUCACAGACAAUGUAUUUGUGAUAGUGUGUGUUUGUGAUAUGUAAAGAAGUUCCUUUACUUUCUCUUAGUGCUGACCAAAAAUGUAUAUCACAGUAUUUUUCAAAAUGGUUUUCAAAAAACGAUUUCACUGUAUACAACUGUUUUUUUUGUUUGUUUUUUUCAUGCAUAAUCACCGCAAUUUCUACUGCUGGUUGAGCAAAGAAUUACUGCAGUAGAUUGAUUUAGGAUGGUCUAUUUCACUGUCAUGAUGAGUGAAUAUUGUAGCAUAAUCCGGUAACACUUUCUAAUAACUACACAAAAUUAUUCAUUUAUUAAGCAUUUGUUGCCUAUUAGUUAAUGGUUUGUUCAUCAUUAGUAAUUUAUUGUUCAUACAUAAUUUAUCAUCAGUAAAGCAUUUGUUCACAAUGUUAUAUAUGGUUUGUUCAUAGUAAGUAAAACAUGUUUGCAAAUACAUGAUUUAUACCUCAUAAAUACUGAAACAACCAGUUACAAACUAUUUGUAAAUGCUUUGAUCAUCAUUUGUAAAGUAUUUCUUCUAUGUUAAUUCAUGAUUAACUCAGGAGUUACAAGUGGUUAGUUAAUGAUAUUUGUGAACCCAUCUAAAGUGAGGACUUUUUAUGCCAUGCUAUACAUUUGCAAGUAAUUUGUAAAGACUACAUUGACAUUCAUUCAUUUAGCUGACAAUUUUAUCCAGAGCGACAUACACAUGUCAAUUAAUCGAACCCCCAACUUCGCAGAUUUCUGCAUGCUAGCCCUACUCCUUAACCACUACACUAACUCCACUGUUAUGUUAAAGUAGAUGGGAUCUUCUUUUAGUUAUUUUAAGAGAACUACUUUUCUGUUAUGUGUAUGAUAUGACUACAUUUGAUAUAGCACUAAGCAGCACAUUGAUACAAUAGUUAGAGAGUAGUAGUAGUAGUAUGUACUGUAUAUAAGUAAUUGACUGCAAAGUAUACUGAAGUGAAGUUAACCUAGUAAAGACAUUGUCACUUUACUCUGGUGUUUAUUAAUUGUUGUGAAGUGAAGCACACAGUAUCUGCCCAGUUAAAAACAAAUAUAUACAAUUAUGUAAGAUUGUUUUCUUCUACACACUGUUAAGCAUUUGUAAACUGCUAUUAAAUGCUGUAUUCUUCA